AUGAUGGCUCCCAAGCCGGGCCUGCCACCAUGCAUGGCAAAAGACCUGACCUUUCCCUCCGAGCUGCGUGAGCCACACAGCACAAGAUACCUCGACGCCAGCAUAGCAGACAAGAAACAUGAACCCAGCGAAGACCAAACAGAAACCAUCACACCUCCUCCAGCGUACACCGAGUUCCUCGGCACAUUCAGCCCCAUAUUCACCUCCUCUACAGACUCGCGUGCCAGUUUUGCAAAGUACAUGCUCGACAAGCCCCGCCGUUCACCAACAUCAGCGCCGUCCAGCGCAAUCAGCUCCUCGUUCUUCUGCAGCACCACCCCCAGCAGCCGCAAAUGCACGCCAGUGACGCUUCCUCCCCUCACACCUGCAACUCCUUGCUCCGCAACGGCAAGGAGCCCAGACCAUCUCCGGCGGCUGCGAAUCCCGCCGCCGUAUCACGUCUCGUCUGCGUCGGCGAUUGCAACGCCGCGCAGCGCGCAGUCGCUGUACUCGCCGUACUCGCCGCCGGAGUGGACGGUCCGUCGGGUUGAGUCGCCAGUUAGCCAGAACGGGGAGGUCAGUGUACGGCAUGUGGUGACGACGACGAUUACGUUCAAGCGUGCGCCGCGGCUUGAGCCGCCGCCUCCUGGGAAGAGGAGGCGGAAUGCAACCCACGCUCCGAGAGAGACAUAA
Aspergillus fischeri NRRL 181 is the source of this 672-nucleotide messenger RNA. RefSeq lists its product as uncharacterized. The record is from RefSeq and is a predicted model, not a curated record. NCBI's taxonomy places the organism in Eukaryota, Fungi, Ascomycota, Eurotiomycetes, Eurotiales, Aspergillaceae. The coding region runs from base 1 to 672 and encodes 223 amino acids. The transcript has a single exon.